GCUGUGACAGAUAUCUCUCUCAUUUAAAAAAUGGCAGUGAGGUAACUGUUGUUUAUUUUUUCCCUGAAUCAGUGAAGCGCAGCAGUGUGCCGGGUAACUUGCCUAAAGAUGGUUUUUGUUCUUAAUUUAAGAAUCGUCACCGAGUGAUGACUCUCUGAUUUCACCACUUAGUGAAGACUCUCAGGCUGAAGCAGAAGGUGUGUUCGUGUCUCCAAACAAACCUCGAACAACUGAGGAUUUAUUUGCAGUCAUUCACAGGUCCAAGAGGAAAGUACUUGGAAGAAAAGAUUCUGGGGACAUGUCUGUUCGAAGCAAAUCAAGAGCUUCCCUUGGCAGCAGCAGCAGCAGCAGCAGCAGCAGCAGCAGCAGCAGCAGCACUGGCUCCGUCACUUCACCUAACAGCAAUGUGACCACCCCAAACAGCCAGAGGUCUCCUGGCCUCAUCUACCGAAAUGCCAAAAAGUCCAACACAUCGAACGAAGAGUUUAAGCUGUUACUCCUCAAGAAAGGCAGUCGCUCGGAUUCCAGUUACCGUAUGUCUGCUACCGAGAUCCUGAAGAGUCCCAUCCUGCCCAAACCUCCUGGGGAGCUCACAGCCGAGUCCCCCCAAAGCACCCAUGAGGCCCAUCAGGGGGCGCCUGGGGCCGAGGCACUGUCCCCACUCUCUCCAUGCACCCCGCGAGUUAAUGCAGAAGGGUUUUCCUCAAAGAAUUUUGCCACCUCAGCAUCGGCAAGGGUUGGACGUUCCCGGGCACCCCCUGCAGCCAGCAGCAGCCGCUACAGUGUCCGCUGCAGGCUGUACAAUGCACCCAUGCAGGCCAUCUCUGAGGGCGAGACGGAAAAUUCUGACGGAAGCCCGCACGACGACCGAUCCUCCCAGAGUUCAACAUAAGUGGCCUGUGCCAGGCUGGCUGUCAAAGGCCAAAACCCUUAGCUAUAUGAGGACGGAGGAAUAGCACAGAGGACUUGGGAGAAGUCAGGACACCAUGGGGUACCAUCACUGCUUACCAAUGAAUUCCUAAAUAUUUGCUGGGGAAGCGGAAGGUGGUUUGAUCUUUCUUGAUUAUUUUCCAUGUUUUUAAGUAGCUGCACUGUCUUUCAUAUUUUUCUUUAGCUUAGUUUGAUUUAUCCAAUCUCAUUCCUUUUGAUAAUAUAGAAUUCGAAAAUGUCUGCUUUUCGUGGAACUUAGAAAAAGUUUUCCCAGAGCUGCCUAUUCAGAAAACAAAGCCCUCACUGUCAUAAUUCUUAAGAUGAAAUUACUCUGGAGGUUUGGUAUUUUUUUACAUUAAAAUGAACUAAAGCAAAAUUUAGAAGAAAGAACUACACACAUGUAAAUACCAUAUUUUUGAUAAAAAUGUGUAAAUAGAUUUAUCAAUGAUGAGUGGACAUGUGGCCAAUUAUCUACCACACACCAACUGUUUAUAGAACACAACAAAUAAAGUGUAAUAAUUGUAUUCUGUGAAUACCAUUUUCAUAUCAAAUACCAUAUUUAAAUGUCCACCAAUAUGAUUUCUGAGUGAUAAACCUCAAUAUGAAUCUUAAAGUGGUGAAAUAAAGGAAAUCCUGAGGUCAUAUAUGGAGUGUGAUUAAUUUAAAAUAAUGAAUUCAGACCUAACCAUUUUUGUGACAAAUUGCAGCACCCAACAAGCUAAUAGUAACAUGUGGCUGUGAUUGGCCACGUGGUGAUUCGGACUGAAUGAAAAGCAUGCUUUUGAUUUUUCUUUUAAAUCAAUGAGAGAAAUCAUCGUUCUCAACACAAAGCCCUGAACAACAGCAUUUGACAGUGUCCUUUAGACUUUAAUUUUUCAGCGGAUUGCUUUAAAGAGAAUGAGUAGGGACAACAAUAGCUAAUUUUAGGUUAUGUUUUAUAUUAGGCUACUGGGGACAUAAACAGUCAUAAUCUAAUGACUAUAAUCUUUAAACUCCUUAAACAGUUUAGCAAUGAGCUCCAGGUUUUUUAACUAACAAAAGUAAAACAUAAGCAUGCCACAGAGCUGUUGAUUUAUCAGUCAGUACCUGCAGUGAGUUUUCAGUGAAGCUCUCUGUGCUUAUGAGAUUCAUGCUACCUACAAAUGAACAGAAAUGACACUGUGAACAACGUAGUUGGGAAAUAGGUAUGUGUAUAUGCAUUAUUUAUAUUCGCUGUUAAACUGGGAAUGGGGAACAGCUCUGGUUCACAAUGCUACAUGCAACUGAGUUUUUGUCUGAUUUUACUAUAUCUGCUUGAUGGCAAAAGGGGAGGGGUGGCGGGUGGGAGAGGAAAUGUCAGGGCAAGUGCUCUGAUAAAAUGAAGGCAGGGAAACAAGCUGAAUUACUUGAAAUUACUUGAAUUUUCUUGUCUUAAAACUGAAAAAAAUGUAGUUACAAGUUGAAAUCUGCAAAUGGUUUUUACACCUCUGAUUUUAACAUGAACUGAUACUAAUGUUUGAAAUGAUAUGUCAGAAAUAUAAGCAGCUAUGUACUUAGAAUAUGUUUUGAAUGGGAGAAGGUAGAAAGUAGAAAGAACCAAGAAGGGAUGUGGCCUAUACAAGAAUAGAAUGUGAUUAGAAUGAUAGAACAUACCAGAGUUACUAAGGAAUUGAUAAGCGGCUGGCUUUAAGCUUAUGCAAGUGGUAUUUGGGAAAGUAGGAUGUGUGGAAGGGGGUUUGUGGUUUUGGUUUAAUUCAUGCAAUAUGAAGGAGAAAGCCUGGUCUAAGAAGAUGCUGUCUUUUAAUAGAAACACUUUCUAAGAUGUUACAGAUAAGAAUUAGAGAAUCUGAUUGCUGUUGGUUUGUUUGGAAAGAAAAAAGUCUGGCUUCUUCUACUAUUUGUUUUCAUGAUCAAAUUGUGUUUCUUAAUUUCUAGUCAUCCUUAUAUGUAAAAUGGGUGCUGGGGGUGGUGGGGUAGAGGAGGGAGAGUGUGUGUGUGAGUGCUUGUGCUAGGAUAGAUAAGCUACUUGGUAAAGGGUACAUUCGAACAUUUACAAAGUGUUAUACUUUUUAUCAAAUGAAAAAUGUUUGGGGGUUUGAAAACAUAGACCAUCAUUUCUCAUUGGAACCCAUUAGUUAAGAAAACCAGCAUGGUUUAACACCACAUGGGAACAUGAAGAACUUUUCUCAUGCUUUGAAAAGUACAUUUGGCAAAAUUUUAAAAGUAAAGUUUUUAGACAAAUGUGAUAAGAAACAGUCAUUUCCAGUCACAAUAGGUGAUCUUUUGUAACUUUCAUAAAAGCAGUUCGUUUGCAGUAUGGCUUUUGUGUAGUUAGGAGUUUUUUAAGCGUAAAGAAAGGUAUAUGGGCUUUAAAAAUGAUUCUAAAUCUUGAAUAGAAAACACAUGAAUUGGUUUAAUAAAUAUGUCACCUUUUUAUUAUUGACAUUAAUUUAAGUAAUGGUACCAUAUAUAUUUAAAAAUACAUAUUGACUUGAAUUGUGAGGCAAUAAGAUACCUUCUAUAUGUAAUGAUCACAGAACUAACCCUUAUAACAUAGUUUUACUUAUUUUGUUUACUCUAAAAAUCUAUAGCAGAGUUUCUCUAUUUUAUAUUUCAUAGAUUUAAAAAAACCCAAAUAAAGAUGGAUUUUAAAUUCACUGUGGAAAAGAGUAGUGAGUAACAAACUGAGUAAAAAAGCAAGAAAUCCCUUAGUAAUCUGGAAGAGUUUACAUGACUUUAUUACAUAGCAUAUAAAACCAAGAUUUAGAGGGCUGUCUUCAACGUCACUACCGUCUUGAAGCAGGGCACACACGUUAGGUAUUGUGAAAACAUCAAUCCAAACUUUUCUUCUGUUUGCACUGAUGCUGAUUUUUAGUUCUUUUGUUUAUACAAUAUGUCUAUGUUGUGUGGGGAAAAUUUUUUCCCUUACUUUUUGAUUUUUUUUGGCUAAGUAGAGGACAUGGACUAGUUGUAGCAAACAAAACACACCGUUUGCUCUUGCCAAAGGUCAGUGAGUGAGUACAUUUGCUGCAGUGGUGGCAGACUUAGAGAACUAGAUCAUGACAAAGAUUUAAAACUAUGAAGAAGGUUACAGUGUAACUAUUUCGGUACUAGAACCAGUUCAUGCUGGCCGAAAAGACAAUGGUUUAUGGACUUGCAUCCAUUUUGUAUUUUUGUAAUAUUUGUAAAUAUGAACUUUUUAAAUCGUUGCAAAAAUGGUUUCUUUUGUAAGAUGUUUUCAACGUUUACAUUCAAUUCAAGCCUUUGUAUAUUUUAGAGCUGUGCAACACUUUAAGUCUUGUAUUUAUUUUUAGUAAAAAUGGUGACAGUUUCGUUGUGAACCCCUCUCAAAAAAAUGUACCAGAAAAGUUUGAUUACCUAGAAAGUGUGUAUAGAAACUGCAAAUAAACGUG
Molecule: messenger RNA, 4322 nt
Organism: Equus quagga
Lineage: Eukaryota; Metazoa; Chordata; Mammalia; Perissodactyla; Equidae
Product: Nance-Horan syndrome protein-like
Exons: 2
Coding region: 299-892 (197 amino acids)
Biological process (GO): lens development in camera-type eye; cell differentiation
Source: RefSeq, a predicted model, not a curated record